Messenger RNA from Peronospora matthiolae, 264 nucleotides. Lineage: Eukaryota; Oomycota; Peronosporomycetes; Peronosporales; Peronosporaceae. The record is from the annotation of a GenBank genome assembly.
AUGCCGCAGCUUCGCGACACGCUGCAGCAUGAGAUGGCGCUGACCCACCACUUGCGACAGCAAGUCGACCUUCGCCAUAAUCGGAUGUCUCUUCUCGUUGCAGACCUCAGCCACUACGAUAUCGCGGGCGAACCUCUAGGAAUUAGCCCUGGUUUCACUCAAGGGAAGCCACAACACUCGACCACGGACGAUCGACCAACUGCUCCUGCCGCCGGCACACUGCCUCGGCGGAAAGAAUCUCGCACCUCAGCCCAUCCGGCUUAG